AUGUCUUACGGAACUGUCCUGAUUACUGGCUGCGGCAUAGCGGGACCUGUUCUUGCAAUUCUCCUCAAAGCAAAAGGCUACAGCCGUAUUGUGUUCGAAGAAGUGCGGCAUUUGGGCGAUGUCAGUACUUCUUUGAUGCUCAUGCCCAAUGGUAUGAAGGUCCUCAACAUGAUUGGAUUGGCAGAUGAGAUCUACGAGCUGGCAUUUCCCCUGGAGGCUUACGAGGAUUUUACUGGAUCAGGCGAACCACUGGGGUCUUCUACACUGCCGGCGCAGUUCCAGCAAAGGUAUGGUCAGAAAGCCGUGGUGAUCAAGCGUACGACUCUCAACCUCACAUUGGAAACCCGGAUGGUGGCAAGUGGCAUCCAGCUACGGGAGGGUUGA
This is a messenger RNA of Neoarthrinium moseri, 384 nucleotides long. RefSeq lists its product as uncharacterized. NCBI's taxonomy places the organism in Eukaryota, Fungi, Ascomycota, Sordariomycetes, Amphisphaeriales, Apiosporaceae. The transcript has a single exon. The coding region runs from base 1 to 384 and encodes 127 amino acids. The record is from RefSeq and is a predicted model, not a curated record. Gene Ontology annotation, molecular function: FAD binding; monooxygenase activity.